Parastagonospora nodorum SN15 is the source of this 1710-nucleotide messenger RNA. RefSeq lists its product as hypothetical. The record is from RefSeq and is a predicted model, not a curated record. NCBI's taxonomy places the organism in Eukaryota, Fungi, Ascomycota, Dothideomycetes, Pleosporales, Phaeosphaeriaceae. The coding region runs from base 1 to 1710 and encodes 569 amino acids. The transcript has 5 exons.
AUGGCCGUCGACGGGAACUGGUCGCACGCAGCGCUCGAGCAAGACCAGCGGACAUAUGGACACUAUGUACACUAUGAACUUGGACCCAGGGGAUAUACUGCUGUGCCCUCUGCAUCCAGGAGCUCUUUGAGUUUCAAACCGCAGGCAGCUACAAUCAGCGUUGAGAGCCCACGCAUGCCAGUGAGUGUCGCCAUGCAACCAGCGACCUGCCGGCAGAGCGAGGCCCGACCACCCACCGAGCCCUACGCCUCGCACAGAAACGGGGACCGCCCAUCGCGUGCCUCCAAAAUGUCUGCGUGCAGCUCCGGGACAGACUAUCGAAAAAUACGCGGCUACGCGAAUCGCCAACAAAGAUCGCCAACGUCACCGCGCUCCUCGUCCUUGUCCAUGCAUCCAUCCCCAGACACGCCUGCAGCCUCGCGCAGCAGAGUUUGCUUGGCAUGCAGCGAACCCGCAGCCUCCGUUACCCGCUUUCCAAAGUUCCCAAGCGUCGCCUUUGUCACGACAAAGAAACCCCGACCACGGCCGAUUGCCGAGACCUUCGAGAAGCCAGCAUCCAAACACGACCAUUUACCCGGAGGUCCAUCGGAACGACGCGAUAUUGCAGCGUCGGAAGCAUCCGUGCUUUGCUUUACCUUCACUUCAAUGCCAUCUCAGAGAAGCUCCAAUGCCGACACCAAUCCACAGCUACGUAGCAGACUCUUUGGCCUGCCGCUCGAGCUUCGACAGACAAUUUACAGCUACCUCUUUCCAGGUGGAGUGCAUGCAUAUUUUCGACACGACAAACUUCGUCUAUCAGCAUGCCUCCAGCCUGAUCCCUACAAAUACAGUAGUGGCGCCGAGCACGUUGUCUGCCCAGAGCCGUUCGAACCUCCAGACAGCCGCUAUCUACUUCGUUUAGGAUCUACAUGGGGCCCGCACUGGGAGUGCGAAGAGGCGGUCAUGGGGGUGAAUCAAAGCCCUGAAACAUCGACAGGCACAGAAUUGGAAAUGUUACAUGUGUGUAGGAGAGCGCGUCAGGAGGUGACAGCAUACAUAACCAACAUAGCAGUCCUUCACAUCACCGGUCCAGAGACAUUGCAAUCGCUCCUCGAACCCGCAAAAUCUCUUGUUCCGCAGCACGUGACUGAUGUAGUCGCCUUGACUAAGAGGUUGAGUAUCACGUUGCGACUUUCCACUCGCACUUUCGAUAGGGUGCAAGAAGCCGUAGCUGGUUAUUCAGCAGACGUUCCGGUAUGGUUGCGGUUUUGCCAGACACACGUCCAGAAUCUUACAAAGCUGCGCGAGUUUCAGCUCUGGGCAGACCACGACCGCGACUGGAGUUGGAGUCGCGUUAAUGAGCGAGCCUUUCUUGCGCCACUUGAGACAUUGGCCGCCAAUUCAGAUCUCAAUAUUAUAGUCAAUCUACCGAAGCUCCAUCCAAAAUACGAAUCCCAGGAUCGUCACUUCACAAUAUAUAGCACUCCCCCAUCCUUCACCAUAACACGACGACUACGACAAUCUUACUAUGCCUUUAGUAGGGGUGAUUCGGAUCAACUUCUUGUACGCUUUGCCCAGGACUUCCCCACCCUCUACCAACACGGGGUCGAUGAUCUGGAGGAAGUUGAACAGAGGGAGAGGAAGAUGUGGGAGAAUGGUGAAGAUUAUAGCUACGUGGGGUUCAUGACAACUACGACUGGCCGAGACGGGGUGACCGUUCAAAUUUUCUAA